GGAGUAUUUAGGGCGCAUGCGGCGACAGCGGUCUCAGCUCUCGCGAGGUUUCGUCUUCCGGGACUCGCCGGGGGACGUUCUCGGUGAACGGUGUGGCGAUGUGUGGGGACUGUGUGAAGAAGGAGUACCCCAAUCGGGGAAACACCUGUCUGGAGAAUGGAUCGUUCUUACUGAACUUCACAGGCUGUGCGGUGUGCAAUAAGCUGGAUUUUAUGCUGAUCACAAACAGAUCCCUGAAGGAGGAAGAUGGAGAAGAAAUAGUUACCUAUGAUCAUCUGUGUAAGAACUGUCAUCAUGUAGUGGCCAGACAUGAGUACACCUUCAGUAUCAUGGAUGAAUUCCAGGAGUACACCAUGCUGUGUCUGUUGUGUGGCAAAGCUGAAGACACUAUCAGUAUUCUCCCUGACGACCCCCGACAAAUGACUCUGCUGUUCUAAGCUUCCUGCGGGUCUGUUACCACCGUGCUGACUUGGUUCACAAUAUAGCGGGCCUGAUGGCUUGUCUAAGAACGCA
Messenger RNA from Peromyscus maniculatus bairdii (prairie deer mouse), 513 nucleotides. It is a transcript of the gene Churc1, whose product is annotated as churchill domain containing 1. Gene Ontology annotation, biological process: positive regulation of DNA-templated transcription; multicellular organism development; fibroblast growth factor receptor signaling pathway. The record is from RefSeq and is a predicted model, not a curated record. Gene Ontology annotation, molecular function: zinc ion binding. NCBI's taxonomy places the organism in Eukaryota, Metazoa, Chordata, Mammalia, Rodentia, Cricetidae.